AUAGACCACGUAAAUCAAUAGUAAUGGAUCGAAUUGUAAAAGAGACAUCAGAUAACAAUAUAAUUAUAAUCACAGAAGGUAGUGAAAUCAAAGAAUUGAUAAAAGAACAUUUUCACAAUUGGACAAGGAAAAGAACAACAGAUACUGG
Diversispora eburnea is the source of this 148-nucleotide messenger RNA. The record is from the annotation of a GenBank genome assembly. NCBI's taxonomy places the organism in Eukaryota, Fungi, Glomeromycota, Glomeromycetes, Diversisporales, Diversisporaceae.